AUGGAGAAAUCUGCUGACACGACUCCGUCAACUUUGACCUCGGAGAUCAGGGAUCCUGAUCAAAUAUGGAUAGAAUCAAAAGAUAAUCCUUUAAACUGGUCUCAGUCCAAGAAGUAUCAGACAAUUGGCUUAGUCUCCUUUCAAGCAUUCAUCUCCCCUCUCGCAAGUUCCAUCAUGGCUCCCGGUUUACCAGAGCUAGCGGAAAAGUACAAUAUCAAAUCCGAUACCGUUCUGGCCUUGACUCUGACGAUAUAUAUCCUGGCCUGGGCACUUGGUCCCCUCGCCUUUGCCCCGUUGUCUGAGAUAUAUGGCCGGCGGUGGGUGAUUAACAUAUCGAGCGUCAUAUUCACCGCGUUUAGUAUUGCGUGUAUCUUUGCCGUGUCAGCCGGAGAACUGAUUGCUUUCCGAUUUUUGGCUGGAAUCGGAGCGUCGACGCCGAUAUCCAUCGCGGGAGCUGUCAUAGCCGAUCUUUUCAUCUUGGAGGAGCGGGCUCCAGCCAGCGCUAUAUAUGGCUUGGGUUUACUGAUAGGGCCCCCGACUGGGCCUAUCAUGGGAGGAUAUCUGACACAGACUGUUGGAGUCCGGUAUGGCUUCGUUCUAACAGCCGCUCUCGGUGUCACAGCUCUAGUCCUUAGCAUGGUGUUUCUUCCCGAGACCGAUCAUACAAUCAUCCGAUCAAGCUCUGGCUCGCGACGUGGAGGGUUGAUGGGGCUCUUCAACAAAAAGGCAGAGACAUCAGUUGACGAUGAGCGGACACAGCCUCCCGCCCCCUUGACGGGGUCAGCUAGAGAAGCAGCCAUACGGCCUUUGGUCCUUCUUACAAGAAGUCCUAUUUGCCUCAUUCUGAGUUUCUACGGAGCCCUUGUCUACGGAUUUCUCAACAUGUUUUUCACGACCUUUCCAACGAUAUUUGGCGAGAUAUAUGGAUUUAAGCCUGGACCAACCGGUCUGACGUACAUCGGAGGCGGACUCGGAGAGCUGUUUGCUACGGCUUUGGGUGGAUGGGUUGGAAAUACUGUCUACCACAAUCUGACCAAGAAGAAUGGCGGCACCCCCAAGCCUGAAUUUCGAAUGCCUGGAAUGCUUCUCGGUUCUGUUGCCGUCCCCAUCGGGCUCUUCUGGUUCGGAUGGACGGCCCAGACUCAUCAGCACUGGAUGCUCCCCAUCAUUGGAUCGUCCAUUUUCGGAUUCGGCAUGAUGUCCAUCUUGUUGCCGCUGCAGCUCUACUUCAUUGAUGCAUUCAAAUACUCGGCUGCCGCACUGGCAGCGUCCUCGCUCGCUCGCUCGCUGCUUGCAUUCGCCAUCCCCCUAUUCGCCCCACAAAUGAUUGAUGCGAUGGGACUGGGGGGAACAUAUUCUUUCCUUGGCGGAUUGAGCAUCGUAAUAGGCAUCCCGCUGCCCCUAUGGGUGUAUUUCCAGGGGGAGAAGAUCCGAGCCAGGAGCGAUUUAAAUCAUUGA
Trichoderma virens Gv29-8 is the source of this 1458-nucleotide messenger RNA. RefSeq lists its product as uncharacterized. The coding region runs from base 1 to 1458 and encodes 485 amino acids. NCBI's taxonomy places the organism in Eukaryota, Fungi, Ascomycota, Sordariomycetes, Hypocreales, Hypocreaceae. Gene Ontology annotation, molecular function: transmembrane transporter activity. The transcript has 4 exons. Gene Ontology annotation, biological process: transmembrane transport. The record is from RefSeq and is a predicted model, not a curated record.